AUGGGGCAAAAGGAGACAAAAACACCCUUGUCAAGUGCUGACUGUGUCCCCCAGCUCCUCCACAGCGUGCGCGGCCUCAUUCAUUUGCACAACUUCCUAAUUUCUCUUUUUUGUUUUUACAGAGAUUUUCAAUCCCAACUGUAUCUACAAAGAGGUCCAGAUAGGAUAGGGUCUGUUUAUAAAAAGGCUUUAUAUUUUCAGUAUACUGAUGAGACAUUUCAAACCAUGAUUGAAAAGCCAUCCUGGUUGGGAUUUUUAGGUCCAAUAAUGAAGGCAGAGACUGGAGACUUGGUGCAUAUAUAUGUAAAAAAUUUUGCAUCAAGACCCUAUACUUGGCAUACUCAUGGACUCACCUAUACUAAAGCAAAUGAAGGUGCUCUCUAUCCUGAUAAUACCACGGGCCUGUAAAAGGAAGACGACCACAUGAAGCCAGGGGAAGAGUAUAGUUACCAGUGGUAUGUAGAAGAAAGUCAGGGACCCGGCCCCAAUGACAGUAACUGUGUGACAAGGAUUUACCACUCCCAUCUAGACACUGUGAAAGAUGUGGCUGUGGGACUUGUUGGACCAAUUCUAACUUGUAAAAGAGGGACACUGAAUGGAGACAUUGAAAAAAAUAUCGACAAGUCUUUUGUCCUGAUGUUUUCUACAGUUGAUGAAAAUCAUAGCUGGUAUAUUGAUGACAAUAUUAAUACAUAUACCAAGCCUGGCAAAGUUAACACUAGCGAUCCUGGCUUUGAGGAGAGCAAUAAAAUGCCCGCAAUAAAUGGAUACAUGUAUGGAAAGCUGCCCAAUCUCACCAUGUGUGCAGAAGACAGAGUCAAGUGGUAUUUUUUUGGUAUGGGUGGUGUGUCUGACACACACCCAAUCUAUCUCCAUGGACAAACUCUGACCUCUAGGAAUCACAGAAAGGACACCAUCACUGUCUUCCCUGCCUCGAUGGAAGAUGCCUUCAUGGUGGCCAAGGGCCCUAGGGAGUGGAUGCUGGGCUGUCAGAUACAUGCAUCCAUUGCUUUUAUAAUCAGAAACAAUUGUAAGCAUUUUAAAUCAGAUGUGUGUAGACCCUUGCUUUCUUUCCACAUCAUCACUGUAAAUAUAAAAUUUUUUGUGUACCUGCUUUCUCUGCACAGUGAAUCCAAGCUAUACUUUGAAAAAGGUGCUACCAGAAUUGGAGGAACUUACAAAAAACUAGUUUACCGUGAAUACACAGAUGCUUCCUUCGAAAAACAGAAGGCAAGAGAAGAGUAUCUUGGAAUCCUUGGCCCUGUCAUUAAGGCAGAAGUGGGACAGACCAUCAAGGUCACUUUCCAUAACAAUGCUUCCCUGCCGCUCAGCAUUCAGCCUCAUGGGCUGCGUUAUAGCAAGAGCAAUGAGGGCUCAUUCUACAAAACACCUGGAGAAAGUGUCCCUGCACAUUCCUCACACGUAAAUCCAGGCACAACAUUUGUCUACACAUGGGAAGUUCCCACAGAUGUGGGUCCCACCUCCACUGAUCCCGACUGCUUGACUUGGCUCUACUACUCCUCAGUAGAUGAGGAAAAAGACACCAACAGUGGCCUUAUAGGACCUCUUCUCGUGUGCAGAAGUGGAAGUCUUGGAGAGGAUGGCAAACAGAAAGUAGACAAAGAGUUUUACCUGCUGGCCACAACAUUUGAUGAAAAUAAAAGUUAUUUCUUGGAUGAAAAUAUCAUAACAUUUACCACAGAGCCUGAAAAUGUGGGUAAAGAGGAUCCAGACUUCCAAGACUCUAACAAGAUGUAUUCCAUAAAUGGAUACAUGUAUGGAAACCUGCUUGGACUGGAUAUGUGUGUGGGAGAUAACAUUUCAUGGCACAUUCUUAGUGUUGGAUCAGAGUCAGAUUUACAUGGGAUAUACUUUUCAGGAAACACCUUCAUUUCUUUAGGAUCAAGGAUGGACACUGUGACGGUGUUUCCCCACAGCUCCCAGACGCUGUCUAUGACACCUGAUUCCACAGGGAAGUGGUGGAACUUCUCUUUCAGCCUGAAACACGUCCAAAUCAUCCAGAAGCGUGGUCUUGACAUACAUUCAGUAUUCUCUUCGUACAGGAAAGAAAAUUGAACUGAUUCAAACAAUGCUUGAAAAUCUCCCUCCACCCUGUUUUAUUUAGUUUCUAGGAUUAUAACUCUGUUUCAUUCGUAGUGUAUCAUUUUCCU
Messenger RNA from Loxodonta africana (African savanna elephant), 2171 nucleotides. RefSeq names its product ceruloplasmin-like. Gene Ontology annotation, molecular function: oxidoreductase activity; copper ion binding. The record is from RefSeq and is a predicted model, not a curated record. NCBI's taxonomy places the organism in Eukaryota, Metazoa, Chordata, Mammalia, Proboscidea, Elephantidae.